Saxophila tyrrhenica is the source of this 294-nucleotide messenger RNA. RefSeq lists its product as uncharacterized. The transcript has a single exon. NCBI's taxonomy places the organism in Eukaryota, Fungi, Ascomycota, Dothideomycetes, Mycosphaerellales, Extremaceae. The record is from RefSeq and is a predicted model, not a curated record. The coding region runs from base 1 to 294 and encodes 97 amino acids.
AUGUCGCACAUUGUCAAGAUCCCGUACACAGUGGGCGGUGAAACCACAGAGUGCGUUGUCGAGAUCGACAGGGACGAAUUGCAAACCCCUUGGGGCUUUGGCGACAUGCACGCCCACACAAUGGCAGAGUUCACCAGUCAGCUAUUCUUGAAAAUCCAGGCAGGUGCCAAAGUGUCCGAGGCCAGAGCGGAGAUGGAGCGUCAGGCGGAGCUUCGGGCGCGACUUGAGGAAGAGGGCGUCCAACCUAUGGCAAAAAAGAGGCAACGACGGGAUGUGAUUGCGCCUUUUGCGUAG